Messenger RNA from Trichosurus vulpecula (common brushtail), 1717 nucleotides. It is a transcript of the gene ATP6V1B2, whose product is annotated as ATPase H+ transporting V1 subunit B2. NCBI's taxonomy places the organism in Eukaryota, Metazoa, Chordata, Mammalia, Diprotodontia, Phalangeridae. Gene Ontology annotation, molecular function: proton-transporting ATPase activity, rotational mechanism; ATP binding. Gene Ontology annotation, biological process: proton transmembrane transport; ATP metabolic process. The transcript is spliced from 14 exons. The record is from RefSeq and is a predicted model, not a curated record. The coding region runs from base 163 to 1701 and encodes 512 amino acids. Gene Ontology annotation, cellular component: proton-transporting V-type ATPase, V1 domain.
GAGGGGGGAUGGAGCGAGAGAGAAGGCAAGAGGGAGGAAGGGAGCCAGGAAGGGAGGAAGUCGGGAGCGCGCGCGUAGACGAAACCGGGAGUGCGGUCCGCCCGGCUAUAUCUGCGCCUGCGCACUGGGACUCGUGGGGCCCGACGGGACGGAGGAGACAAGAUGGCGGUGCGAGCGGUUCGGGGGAUCAUGAACGGGUCCGCGCCCGACAUGUCCAGAUCCGGCCAGGGCCGCAACUCAGGGGCCCGGGAGCAGGCGCUGGCCGUCAGCCGAGACUACCUCUCUCAACCCCGCCUCACAUACAAAACAGUAUCAGGAGUCAACGGUCCUUUGGUAAUCUUAGAUCAAGUUAAGUUUCCCAAAUUUGCUGAAAUUGUCCUCCUGACCUUACCUGAUGGGACAAAGAGAAGUGGUCAGGUUUUAGAAGUUAGUGGUAGCAAAGCAGUAGUUCAGGUUUUUGAAGGAACUUCAGGUAUAGAUGCCAAGAAGACAGCCUGUGAGUUUACAGGAGAUAUUCUUCGAACACCAGUGUCUGAAGAUAUGCUUGGUCGUGUUUUCAAUGGUUCUGGGAAACCUAUUGACAGAGGCCCAGUUGUCCUAGCCGAGGACUUUCUUGACAUUAUGGGACAGCCAAUCAACCCUCAAUGUCGAAUCUACCCUGAGGAAAUGAUUCAAACGGGCAUUUCAGCAAUAGAUGGCAUGAACAGCAUUGCUAGGGGGCAGAAAAUUCCCAUCUUUUCUGCUGCUGGCUUACCCCAUAAUGAGAUCGCAGCUCAGAUCUGUCGUCAAGCUGGUUUGGUGAAGAAAUCCAAAGAUGUGGUGGACUAUAGUGAAGAAAAUUUUGCGAUUGUGUUUGCUGCUAUGGGUGUAAACAUGGAAACUGCUCGAUUCUUCAAAACAGACUUUGAAGAAAAUGGCUCAAUGGAUAAUGUCUGUCUCUUUUUGAACUUGGCCAAUGACCCAACCAUUGAGCGUAUUAUCACUCCUCGACUGGCUCUAACAACAGCAGAAUUCCUGGCCUAUCAGUGUGAAAAGCAUGUAUUGGUCAUUCUAACAGAUAUGAGUUCUUAUGCUGAAGCUCUUCGAGAGGUUUCAGCAGCCCGAGAAGAAGUCCCUGGUCGUCGUGGCUUCCCAGGCUACAUGUAUACAGACUUAGCCACAAUAUAUGAGCGAGCUGGUCGUGUGGAAGGCAGGAAUGGCUCAAUUACUCAGAUCCCCAUCCUCACCAUGCCCAAUGAUGAUAUCACUCAUCCCAUCCCUGACCUGACUGGAUAUAUUACUGAAGGACAAAUCUAUGUGGACAGGCAGCUGCAUAACAGACAGAUUUACCCACCUAUUAAUGUGUUGCCCUCCUUGUCCCGGUUAAUGAAGUCUGCUAUUGGAGAUGGGAUGACCAGAAAAGAUCAUGCAGAUGUAUCUAACCAGCUGUAUGCAUGUUACGCUAUUGGUAAGGAUGUACAGGCCAUGAAAGCAGUUGUUGGAGAAGAAGCUCUCACCUCAGAUGAUCUCCUUUAUCUGGAAUUUUUGCAAAAGUUUGAAAGGAACUUUAUUACUCAGGGUCCUUAUGAAAACCGAACUGUCUUUGAAACUUUGGACAUUGGUUGGCAGCUCCUUCGAAUCUUCCCCAAAGAAAUGUUGAAGAGAAUCCCUCAAAGCACCCUGAGCGAAUUUUACCCUCGAGAUUCUUCAAUAAAGCACUAGCUUCUACUCUGUGAAA